This is a messenger RNA of Ficedula albicollis (Collared flycatcher), 1679 nucleotides long. It is a transcript of the gene MAU2, whose product is annotated as MAU2 sister chromatid cohesion factor. The coding region runs from base 54 to 1679 and encodes 541 amino acids. Gene Ontology annotation, molecular function: protein binding; double-stranded DNA binding. The record is from RefSeq and is a predicted model, not a curated record. Lineage: Eukaryota; Metazoa; Chordata; Aves; Passeriformes; Muscicapidae. Gene Ontology annotation, cellular component: chromatin; SMC loading complex. The transcript is spliced from 18 exons. Gene Ontology annotation, biological process: mitotic sister chromatid cohesion; maintenance of mitotic sister chromatid cohesion.
GGCUGUGCGUGCACUGCCUGCAGGCCGUGCUGCCCCGCAAGCCCCCGCCCCGCAUGGAGGCCCGCACGCACCUCCAGCUCGGCUCCGUCCUCUACCACCACACCCGCAACGGCGACCAGGCCCGCGGGCACCUGGAGAAGGCGUGGCUGAUAUCCCAGCAGAUCCCCCAGUUUGAAGAUGUGAAGUUCGAGGCAGCCAGUUUGCUGUCAGAGCUCUACUGCCAGGAGAAUUCCGUGGACACGGCCAAGCCCCUGCUGCGCAAAGCCAUCCAGAUCUCCCAGCAGACUCCCUACUGGCACUGCAGGCUGCUCUUCCAGCUGGCUCAACUGCACACCCUGGAAAAGGAUUUGGUGUCAGCCUGUGACCUGCUGGGAGUGGGGGCCGAGUACGCCCGCGUGGUGGGCUCCGAGUACACCAGAGCUCUCUUCCUGCUCAGCAAGGGGAUGCUGCUGCUGAUGGAGAGGAAACUGCAGGAGGUUCAUCCUCUGCUGACUCUGUGUGGGCAGAUUGUGGAGAACUGGCAGGGAAAUCCCAUCCAGAAGGAAUCGCUCAGGGUCUUCUUCCUGGUCCUGCAGGUCACACAUUACCUGGAUGCUGGCCAGGUGAAGAGCGUGAAGCCGUGCCUGAAGCAGCUGCAGCAGUGCAUCCAAACCAUCUCCACCCUGCACGACGACGAGAUCCUGCCCAGCAACCCCGCAGACCUCUUCCACUGGCUGCCCAAGGAGCACAUGUGUGUGCUGGUCUACCUGGUGACAGUGAUGCAUUCCAUGCAGGCAGGAUACCUGGAGAAGGCUCAGAAAUACACAGACAAAGCCCUCAUGCAGCUGGAGAAGCUCAAAAUGCUGGACUGCAGCCCCAUCCUGUCCUCAUUCCAAGUGAUUUUGUUGGAACACAUCAUCAUGUGCAGGCUGGUGACAGGACACAAAGCCACGGCCCUGCAGGAGAUUUCCCAGGUCUGCCAGCUGUGCCAGCAGUCUCCCAGGCUCUUUUCCAACCACGCUGCCCAGCUGCACACGCUCCUGGGCCUGUAUUGCAUCUCUGUCAACUGCAUGGACAAUGCAGAAGCACAAUUCACUACAGCACUGAGGCUCACAACCCACCAGGAGCUGUGGGCAUUUAUUGUCACCAACCUGGCCAGUGUCUACAUCCGGGAAGGGAAUCGGCACCAGGAGCUCUACAGUUUAUUGGAAAGGAUAAAUCCCGACCACAACUUCCCAGUGAGUUCCCACUGUCUCCGGGCUGCAGCGUUUUACAUCCGAGGGCUCUUCUCCUUUUUCCAGGGAAGAUACAACGAGGCCAAGCGUUUUUUGCGGGAGACGCUGAAGAUGUCGAACGCCGAGGACCUGAACCGCCUGACCGCCUGCUCCCUGGUGCUGCUGGGCCACAUCUUCUACGUGCUGGGCAACCACAGGGAAAGCAAUAACAUGGUGGUGCCAGCCAUGCAGCUGGCCAGCAAGAUCCCCGACAUGUCUGUGCAGCUCUGGUCCUCUGCCCUGCUCCGGGACCUGAACAAGGCGUGUGGCAAUGCCAUGGACGCCCACGAGGCGGCGCAGAUGCACCAGAACUUCUCGCAGCAGCUGCUGCAGGAUCACAUCGAGGCCUGCAGCCUCCCCGAGCACAACCUGAUCACGGUGAGAGCCGGCGGGGGGAUCACGGAANAAAUAUGGAGAUUAUCCUGA